UGAGUGAGUGUGGUGAAGCCCUGUGAAGCGGCGAAGCUCUCUGUGUGGCGUGCGAUUCUUGACGUUUGGAGUUGGUCUUUAUUCUAUGGUUUGGUAGCGUCCAAUUUCAGAGCACCGAAGCUUUGUAGAAGCAUUUCGCAUCGAGGAUGAACCGCGGUGGCUAUCCAGCACAUGUGGCCACACCCCCUCCAGGUCCCCUGGGUGGAAUGCCAGCAGCUGCAGUGCCCCCAGGUGGAGGGAUGGUGCCAUCUCCAGGGCCCCCCGGGGGCAUGCGGCCCCCACCUGAUCGUUCAGCACCGCCUCGCCCAUACCCCGCCUACCAGGGUGGCUACGGGGCCCCAGGACCUGCACCGCCCCCGAUGCACUCGCGCGGCAUGCCUCCGCCCCCAGGCUCUCCAUACACGCCCCCCCGGCUACCCUCCGGAGGCCCCGCCCCGCUCGAAGGCCCACCCCGCAAGCGCCCGCCCCCCGCUGGCAGUGACGCUCCAGCCCGGUCGGCUGCAUCCAAAGGGGGCCUAGGAGGAGGGGCGGGGCCGACAGGAGGAGGGCCACCUCCCGCAGCCACCCCUCCAGUGGCCCCUGGGAGUGGGGCCCCUCCAGCCAAGAAGAAGAAAAAGCUGGCCGACAAGAUCCUGCCUCCGCGGGUGCGGGACCUGGUGCCCGAGUCACAGGCCUACAUGGACCUGCUGGCCUUUGAGCGCAAGCUGGACUUCACCAUCAUGCGCAAGCGCUUGGACAUUCAGGAGGCCCUGAAGCGACCCAUGAAGCAAAAGCGCAAGCUGCGUAUCUUCAUCUCGAACACAUUCUACCCGGGCAAGCUGUGUGGCGUGGAUGUGGACGGGGUGGACGAAGGAGGCACGGUGCCCUCGUGGGAACUGCGGGUCGAGGGUCGCCUGCUGGAGGAGCAGCCCAAGGGCGAGUCGGCAGCCAGGGGGGCCAAGCGCAAGUUCUCUUCCUUCUUCAAGAGCCUGGUCAUUGAGCUGGACAAGGAGCUGUAUGGGCCGGACAACCACCUCGUGGAGUGGCACCGCACACCCACCACUACCGAGACAGAUGGGUUCCAGGUAAAACGGCCAGGUGACAAGAAUGUCCGCUGCACCAUCCUUCUCCUACUGGACUACCAGCCCCUGCAGUUCAAGCUGGACCCUCGGCUGGCCCGUCUGUUGGGCAUCCACACGCAGACGCGGCCGGUGAUCAUUGCUGCCCUGUGGCAGUACGUUAAGACCCAUCGGCUGCAGGACCCACACGAGCGGGAGCACAUAAACUGCGACAAGUACCUCGAGCAGAUCUUCCAGUGCCAGCGCAUGAAGUUUGCCGAGAUCCCCCAGCGCCUGCACCAGCUGCUGCACCCGCCGGACCCCAUCGUCAUCAACCAUGUGAUCAGUGUCGAAGGCCCAGACACCAAGAAGACGGCGUGCUAUGACAUAGAUGUCGAAGUGGAUGACCCGCUGAAGGCACAGAUGAACAGCUUUAUCCUGUCGACGGCCAACCAGCAGGAGAUCCAGGGCCUGGACAACAAGAUUCAUGAGACCGUGGAGACCAUCAACCAGCUGAAGACCAACCGAGAGUUUUUCCUCAGCUUUGCAAAGGACCCCCAGCAGUUCAUCAGCAAGUGGCUGGUCUCUCAGAUGCGAGACCUCAAGACAAUGACAGACGUGGUGGGCAGCCCCGAAGAAGAGCGCCGUGCAGACUUCUACUACCAGCGCUGGGCCCAGGAGGCAGUGUGCCGCUACUUCUAUGGCAAGGUGCAGCAGCGCCGAGCCGAGCUGGAACAGGCACUCGGCAUUCGCAAUGCCUAGUUCCCCACUAAUAAAGAGAGACUAGCCCAUCA
Messenger RNA from Dermacentor silvarum, 1831 nucleotides. It is a transcript of the gene Bap60, whose product is annotated as brahma-associated protein of 60 kDa-like. The coding region runs from base 147 to 1799 and encodes 550 amino acids. The record is from RefSeq and is a predicted model, not a curated record. Gene Ontology annotation, biological process: regulation of transcription by RNA polymerase II. NCBI's taxonomy places the organism in Eukaryota, Metazoa, Arthropoda, Arachnida, Ixodida, Ixodidae. Gene Ontology annotation, cellular component: SWI/SNF complex; nucleus. The transcript has 12 exons.